Drosophila nasuta is the source of this 4848-nucleotide messenger RNA. RefSeq lists its product as uncharacterized. Gene Ontology annotation, cellular component: membrane. Lineage: Eukaryota; Metazoa; Arthropoda; Insecta; Diptera; Drosophilidae. The record is from RefSeq and is a predicted model, not a curated record. The transcript has 26 exons. Gene Ontology annotation, molecular function: sweet taste receptor activity. Bases 117 to 4832 code for a protein of 1571 amino acids. Gene Ontology annotation, biological process: sensory perception of sweet taste; detection of chemical stimulus involved in sensory perception of taste.
ACCAUGCCACAAGGCGAAGCUUUCUAUCGCGCUGUUUCGCAAGCUUGGCGCUUUAUAUUGUGUGUCUGCUGGAGCAUGUGUUCUUCUGGAAAUUGGCAAUCAAUUGGCAACGCAUAAUGAAGCAUUGGCAUCGCGUGGAGCAGCUCUUUCUAAGUAUACCUUAUCGCUUCUAUGAUGAAUACAAAAUGAAGCGACGCAUUAACAUUGUGGUGGGUCUCAUUAUGUCAUCUGCUUUGAUUGAACACUUUUUGCUGCUGGCCAAUUCUUUUCACUUGAGCAAUCUGGAGCGUACGCAGUGCAACAUUAAUGUGAGCUACUUGGAAGGCGUUUACAAGUGGGAGAGGCCGCAUCUCUACAUUAUCUUGCCCUACAAGAUUUGGUUGCUGCCUUUCUUGGAGUGGAUCAACGAGACAAUUGCGUAUCCUCGCUCGUUUACUGACUGCUUUAUCAUGUGCAUUGGCAUCGGCCUCGCUGCACGUUUCCAUCAGCUGCAUCGUCGCAUUGCCGCCGUACACAAGAAAGUAAUGCCUGCGGUCUUUUGGACAGAAGUGCGUCAACAUUACUUGGCUCUGAAGCGUCUGGUGCGUCUUCUAGAUGCUGCUAUUGCGCCACUUGUGCUGCUCGCCUUUGGCAAUAACAUGUCCUUCAUCUGCUUUCAGCUCUUCAACAGCUUCAAAAACAUUGGCGUGGAUACCAUAGUGAUGGUUGCCUUUUGGUACUCGCUCAUCUUUGCUCUUGUACGCACCACUUUGACCAUUUUUGUCACCGCUUCCAUCAAUGAUUACGAGCUCAAAAUAAUUACUGCGCUGCGCGAUGUGCCCUCCAAGGCGUGGACCACAGAGGUGCAACGCUUUAGCGAACAACUUGGCAAUGAUAUGACUGCGCUUUCUGGCAAUGGUUUCUUUUAUCUAACUCGUCAACUAGUGCUGGCUAUGGGCACCACAAUAAUCACGUAUGAGCUGAUGAUCUCCGAUGUCAUUAAUCAGGGCUCCAUUCGGCAGCGAACUGUUUAUUUUCUGAUUUUGGCGCAGUUUUUGGGCGUUCUCCCCGUCGCUGGUGUGUCGCCGAAUGCUGCUGUGGAGAAAGUUCAAUUUCGCUGGUUUUCUCUCUCGUUUCUCGUAAGCUGCAUCAUACUGGGCUUUGCCAUCAUGGACUGCGUGCUCUCCUCCAAAAUAGUCUUCGAAAAUGGCCUCAAGAUAUACACGAUAGGUUCUCUUAGCUUUAGCGUCAUCUGCAUUGCUGGCUUUAGUGUCUUUCUCGUGCUCUCCUUCCGCUGGCCUCGAAUCAUUAAGCAAACUACUCGCUGUGAGUUGAUUUUUCUGCAACCCGCUUAUGAUUGUCACUUUGGUCGACAAUUUGGGCGUCGCAUACGCAUUUGGGGCGUGGUUUUGCUUGUGGCUGCUCUCUGUGAGCACUCGACUUAUGUGGGCAGUGCCAUCUAUAGCAACUAUCAACAGAUUAAGGAGUGCCAGUUGGAUGUGGACUUUUGGUUGAAUUACUUUCAGCGCGAGCGUCAAGAACUCUUCACCGUAUUCCACUUCAAUGUGGUGCAAGCGAUCUUCAUCGAAUGGACCACUUUAGCCAUGACAUUCGUGUGGAACUUUGUGGACAUCCUGUUGAUACUGAUCUCUCGUGCCUUUCAGCUGCGCUUUCAGCAGCUGCAUUGGCGCAUCAGGCAACAUGCGGGACAACGCAUGUCCAAUGAGUUCUGGCAACAGCUGCGCUAUGAUAUUCUAGAGCUCAGCGAUCUGCUCAAAGUGUAUGACAAGGAGUUGUCCGGCUUGGUCAUCUUGGCGUGUUCGAAUAACAUGUACUUUGUGUGCGUGCAAAUCUAUCACAGCUUCAAAGCUCGUGGCAGCUUCAUGGAUGAGCUGUACUUCUGGUUCUGUCUGUUCUAUGUCAUCACACGUCUUUCCAAUAUGAUGUUUGCUACUGCAGCUAUACCACAAGAGGCAAGAGAGAUUGCCUACACUCUCUUUGAAAUACCCACCGAGUUCUGGUGCAUCGAACUUCAGCGCAUCCAAGAGAUACUUUUAAGCAACGUUUUUGCGCUCAGCGGCAAAGGUUUCUUCUUUAUGACACGUCGUUUAAUCUUUGCUAUGGCUGCCACGCUGAUGGCCUAUGAGCUGGUCUUGAUUAAUCAAAUGAGCGGCUCUGAGGUGCAGAAGAGCAUCUGCAGUCGUGGCGCUGGCAGCUCAAAGAUCAAUGCCUUACUACAGUACGCUGAUAGAGAGGAUUAUGUGCACAGCGGUUCCUUUCAGGAGGCCAUCAAACCAGUGCUCAUCAUAGCUCAGAUAUUUGCUCUGAUGCCCGUGCGUGGUGUCAGCUCCAAGUACGCCGAAGAUUUGAGCUUCAGCUGGCUGAGCUUUCGCUCCUGCUACUCGUUGGUGGUCAGCAUUUUGUUUUUGAUCAGCUCUGGCUACAUGGCCGCCUUUGUGAUGCAUGUGAAUUUUGACUUUGACUCGGUGGAAACUCUGGUCUUCUAUGGCUCGAUAUUUUCCAUCUCGGUGGCCUUCUUUCAUCUGGCAAUCAAGUGGCCAGCUCUAGUGAUUGAGUGGCAAAUGGUGGAGUCACAAUUGCCGGCUUUGCGCACCGAAAAAGAACGUGGCGCCUUGGCUCAUCACAUCAAAAUGAUUGUGAUAAUUGCCAUGGGUUGUUCGUUGGUGGAGCACUUGCUGAGCAUGCUGUCCAGCAUUUAUUAUGUCAACGCUUGUCCUGUGCUGCCCAAUCGACCCAUUGACAGCUAUUUGCUUAUAGUCUUUAGCAUGUUUUAUCACUUUGUGGAGUACUCUACUACUUUGGGUGUCCUAGGAAAGAUUGUCAAUGUGUUGGCCACAUUCGCCUGGAGUUUCAAUGACAUCUUCGUCAUGGCUGUCAGUGUUUCUCUAGCGGCACGCUUUCGCCAGCUCAACGAUUAUAUGCUACGUGAAGCCAGAAUGCCCACAAGCGCGGACUAUUGGAUGCAGUGUCGCAUUAAUUUUCGUAAUCUGUGCAAACUUUGCAAUGUUGUCGAUGAUGCUAUUUCAGUCAUAACUCUGCUCUGCUUCAGCAACAAUUUGUACUUUAUCUGUGGCAAGAUAUUGAAGAGUUUGCAGAAAAAACCUUCUGCUUCUCAUACCGCUUACUUUUGGUUCUCCUUGGGAUAUUUGCUUAUACGCACUUUGAUACUCUCGCUUUAUAGCGCCAGCAUUAAUGAUGAGUCUAAGCGGCCUUUGCUCAUCUUUCGACUGGUGCCUAGACAAUACUGGACAGCAGAGCUCAAGCGCUUUUCAGAGGAGGUGCACAUGGAUCAGGUGGCUUUAACGGGCAUGAAGUUCUUUCGGCUAACUCGAGGAGUUGUCAUAUCGGUGGCUGGCACAAUUGUCACCUACGAACUGAUUUUGCUGCAGUUCAACAAAGCGGACAAAACAGCUGAGUUAUCGCUUUCAAUGAGGCUUUUGCCCAAGUUGGGACGCAAAUUUCGGCGCUGGAAGAAGUUUAAGAAGUCGCCAUUGCUGAGGAAACUUGAUUUGCUGCACGAAACCGCUCGCAAGCGUGCCUUUUUAGAAACCUCGCAGGAUUAUAUAAGUCGACUGCAAGCGGAGUGCGAUGAAAAUGUGGUCACAAAAUUGCGUGGCAAAACCCGUGACCAAUUCCUCUACAAUGGCACUUUCCAUGAGGCUGUGGGCAAGGUGCUCCUCACCGCCCAAUUCUUUGCCAUGAUGCCGGUGCGUGGCGUCACAGCGAAGCAUCCCAGCAGCCUGAGCUUCUCCUGGCUGCAUGUGCGCACCUGCUGCUGUCUGUUGUUUAUCUCCUCCACGCUCAUCGAUCUGACCUUGACCAUCUUCAAGGUGUUGGAUGGACCCAUUAGCUUUAACAACAUUAAGCCCAUCAUCUUCAGAGGCUGCAUUCUGUUGGUCUGCAUGACAGCUCUCAAUUUGGCACGCAAGUGGCCCGAAUUGAUGAUGCAUUGGCACGACAUCGAACAGGACUUGCCACAGUAUCAGACGCAGAAGGAAAAGUGGCGUAUGGCGCAUACGAUACACAUGGUCAUGCUGGUGGGCAUGAUGCUGUCCUUUGCGGAGCACUUGCUCAGCAUGAUUUCGGCCAUCAACUACGCCUCGGUUUGCAAUGUCACCGAUGAUCCCAUUCGGAAUUUCUUUAUGCUUACCAACGAUGAGAUCUUUUACUUCAUGGGCUACUCGCCGCCCUUGGCGUUGUGGGGUAAACUACAGAAUGUAUACUCUACGUUUAUCUGGAACUAUAUGGAUGUGUUUGUGAUGAUUGUCAGCGUUGGCUUGGCAGCCAAGUUUCGUCAGCUCAACGAUAAUUUACUAAAGUUCAAAGGAAUGCACAUGCCACCUUCGUAUUGGUCGGAGAGACGCAUACAAUAUCGUAACAUUUGCGGCUUGUGUGGUAAAAUGGACAAUGCCAUAUCGUUGAUUACCAUGGUCUCCUUCUCCAACAAUCUCUACUUUAUAUGUGUUCAACUGUUGCGCAGUUUGAAUCAAAUGCCUUCGGUGACUCACGCUGUUUACUUUUACUUCUCGCUCAUAUUCCUAAUUGGACGUACGCUGGCCGUGUCCUUAUACGCAGCCAGCGUGCACGAUGAGUCGCGUUAUUCGCUGCGCUAUUUGCGCUGUGUGCCCAAGGAUUCGUGGUGCUCCGAGACGAAGCGUUUUGCUGAUGAAAUCACCAGUGAUUUGGUGGCGCUAAGUGGCAUGAAGUUCUUUCAUCUAACUAGGAAGUUAGUGUUGAGUGUAGCUGGCACCAUAGUCACCUAUGAGUUGGUGUUGAUACAAUUCCACGAGGAUCAGAAUCUCUGGGAUUGCGAUCAAAGUAAUUACUCGUAAUCGAUUUUUGUUUGCA